Stylonychia lemnae is the source of this 1401-nucleotide messenger RNA. NCBI's taxonomy places the organism in Eukaryota, Ciliophora, Spirotrichea, Sporadotrichida, Oxytrichidae. The record is from the annotation of a GenBank genome assembly.
AUGAAUUUUGAGUCUGCAUAGAUGGAAAUUGAGGUGUUAAAAGAGAGCAAUUAAAACCUUAAGGUUCAAAUUAAAUUUCUUAGUGAUUCUUAAAUGGAGCUAUCAGCUUAGAUAGAUUAGAAAAAGCUAGAUCAAAAAUAGAUUGUAGAGCAGCUUUAUAGAGUUCAGAAAUCUUAUGAUGAGCUUCAACUUGCUAAAUAAGAAGAAUAUGGACAAUUAUAACAGGAAUUAGAUGUAUACAAAUAAAAGGUGCUUGAUUAGUGUAUUCAACUUGGAAAUAAAGAUAAUGAUAUUGAUACAUUGAGAUAAGAGAAGAUCUCGCUUAAUUUCAGAAUAAAGGAACUUUAAAAUGAUUGUGAUUAUAUGGGUGAUAUGCUUGAAACAACUGAGUAAUAAAUUAAUAAAUUAGAUGAAAGAGAGCGAAUCCUCAGAGAAAUGGAGGACAGAUUUUAGUAAGAAAAGGGAAAAUUUACUAUUGAAUAAGAAAAACUCAGGUUAUUAAAGGAGACAAAUGAAAAAUUAAAAGAUGAUCUUGAAUUACAAAGGUAAGAGACUUCUGAUUCUCUUAAUAAAAGAGUUAAUAAAAUAUUGGGCUAAGAGAGAAAUCAUUUUGAGGAGCUCAUUAGAUAAAGAGAAUAAGAGGUUGUAGACCUAAAUAAGCAGGUAGAUUUAGAGAGAAUUCAGUAAGAGAGGUCAGCUAUUGAAUUAAUUAACCUAAAAGAGGAAAUAAAAUAGCUGAAACUUUAAUUAAUGAGAAUAAGUGAAGAAAAGAGAAUGCUUAAUGAGGAUUGUUAAAUCAGCAGUUAGUAAAUCUAGGAUAAUUAUGAUAGAGAUAUGAGUGAAUAAUCUCAAAAAAUAUUGACUCUAAUUGAGUUAAAUAAAGAACUUGAGUACAAGCUAGAUGAAAAAACAGAGAGUUUAAAGCAUUAUUAGUAGAAGGUGAAGGAUUUGAUGUUUGAAAUAGAAAGAGUGAAAGAAGAUUAUAAUAGAUAUAAGGAUAAGUAUCAUAGGCUUUUAAGAGAUAAGGAGAAUAUUGAAGCAAAUUUGAAGAAAAAGCAAGAGUCAUACAUUCAGAAAAUAGAGGAAUUAGAAGACUAUAGUGAGGAUAGAUUGAAUAAGUUUAGCGGAAUUGAAAUUCGAAAGAAAUAGGAAAUCAGAGAAAAUGAACAUAAAGCAUAUGAUAUGUAUCUAUAGUAAGAGAGGAUGACUAAGAAAUGGAAGCUAGAGUUAGAGAAGUCAGUAGAUACUUAUGAGGAAUUCAUUAAAAAAUAGAAAAAGGAGAUCAAGCUAUUGAAGUAUGACAUAGAAAUGCUUAAAGCUGGAGCAUUUAUGUCUUAAAGAUAUGCCUAAGCUUUUGAAGCAACUGAUUAUAACUCAAACGAUAAUGAAAGUAUUUCAUGA